Musa acuminata subsp. malaccensis (wild Malaysian banana) is the source of this 716-nucleotide messenger RNA. The record is from RefSeq and is a predicted model, not a curated record. Lineage: Eukaryota; Viridiplantae; Streptophyta; Magnoliopsida; Zingiberales; Musaceae.
GUAGCAAUCCGUCCUCUUCUCUCUCUCUCUCCAUCUUUCUCGCUCGCUCUUUCUUUCUUGAGACAUCCAUUUACAUCUGCAAGCCAAAAAGAUCGGCGACGAGACGCCGAUCUCAAGAAGGUUUGCUCUUGGUUCUCCGGCCAUGCAUGCCCGAGUGCUCGGAGGAAGGAAGCAGAUGGCCAGAACCAAGAGGGUUGGUGGUGCAACCGUAAGAUGGACCGGGAAGCCAUUGAUCUCGAAGAAGAGAACCGCACGAAGCAGAAAGGCCAUGAGCUGCAUCGAAAGGAAGCUCGAGGUGCUGCAGGAGCUGGUGCCCAACGGCCCCUCCGUGCAGGAGCUCGACGGGCUCUUCCGUGAGGCUGCCAACUACAUCGUGAGCCUGCAGGUGCAGGUGAAGGUGAUGCAGAUCCUGCUCGAUGAACUGUCGCCGAAGGUUUCCGAUAACUAGUCGAUCCUCCUCCUCCUCCUCCUCCUCCUCCUCCUCCUCCUCCUCCUGCUGCUGUAAAUUUGCAGUGGCAGUGGCGAAGAGUAUCACGCUGUGAGCUCAAUGAUUCCUUUUUUUGGGGAAUGUAAUUAGACGUUCGUCGAUACAUGUCUUCCAAUUAAAUCGUGGACUGUUGCGUAUAGAAUGAGAGUUGGCUGUGCUCUGGUCAUGUAUUCUUUGGAUUCCAGUUGGGAAAGCAUGAGAAAAGAUCUAAGAGUUCUAUGUUUUCUUA